AGCGGAAACCGACAAGUGCGAAUGUGGCCUCAGUCGCCAGACUGUGCGCCAUAUUUUGCUUGAAUGUAGAAACUGGAUAGAAGAACGAGAAGAAAUGUGGGCAGGCAAACCUCCAUGCGCUGACAUCAAGCGCAUCCUCAGCAACUCGACAAUGGCAAUCAAAGCAGCCAAGAUGAUCAUCAGGACGGGACUGCUAAGUCAAUUCAAAACGGUCCUGUCCACGGUACUUCAAUAGCGCAACCAGCGCAAGGUAGACGAGUGUAUACCUCAUCUUACAGAAGGCGAGGAGGGCCGGGAAGGGCCUGACAAGUUCAUAGACACAGAACCAUCAUCAGAGCUUGAUACAUAGACGCAUCGUCUAAGCUGCGAGGAGAAAGUAGAAUUCUGACCAGGAACGACGCUUCUCUCUUCGUAGCGAAUGAUGAUGAAGGGUAGAUAGUUGUACGCUGCAUAGCUGCUCGAAUAAUGGCGCCUGGGACAGACUAUGAAAUCCAAAUCCAAAUCCAAAUCCAGCUGCACUGGUAUGUUCCUCAAAUUAUAAAGAUGGUCUGGAAUUUCUAAUUUAUUCUUCGGUGACUACGUAUGUAAAUAAGGGUAACCUUGAUUUGAUUCAAUUUAAUGUCUUUUCCGUCGAAACCAGUCUGAACACCUGCUGAUCAACGGAACUUUUAGGCUACAUACCGUAAGGGGUCAACACUGCGAUUGGUCAAUCAUUUGAGUUAGUGAAUAUCUGGCCACCAGUCGCAAUUAGUAGUGGCGCUAGCCAGCGAUAGACUGGGUCACAAACUGGGUCUUACAAGGCCAUUCAGCACUGCUUUCUAAUCCAGACGCCGCAGAUAAAUUUGCCACUACCGAUCGCCUUUUCCCGCAUCUACCAUCGUCGUGACGACAAUUCUCAGCAACAUAUCUCCAGCAACGGCUUGUUAGAAAUGCCAGGUGUGCCUUCUAAUCGUGGUUGCGAUGCGUGUAAGAACGAUCGCAAAAGAGUUAAUACGCCAUCUUCUCUAGAACCAGCGCCUAAGCUAACCACGCGUCAAUAGUGUGAUAAACAAUUGCCCGCAUGCAGCAGAUGCGCACGCCGGGGUAUUCCAUGUAUCGGCAAUGGCAAACUGCGGUAUAAGUUCAAAAUAGAGAGACAAUUCCCACAAAAUAAUGCAACCGUCUCGCAGCUCCAAGGAUUCUCCGAGACGCAGGGCCUUUGUUGGAUGCCAGUUCGAACACUUGACAGUAAUGUUGACCGGCUAGUUGCUGCAUAUUCGUCACUAUUGAUGACGAAGAAUGCCAAGUACAGUCUCAACUGCUUCGGCCAGUUGUUCGCUUGCAUUCCGUCACGGUUGGGUGCUGACGAUGUGCUCGACCUUUCUGCGGAUGCAUUCUUGGAGGGCUUGGUUGGCAUUUGGGCGCCUAGUCCAAAGCAGAGAGUGAAAGCCAUGACUAAGCAUGGAGUGGCGUUGAGAUGUUUGCGUAAUGCUCUAUACAAUCCUGCACUCGCUAAGUCUCCUUACACACUCUACGCAACUAUUUUAUUUAUGAUAUCACGGAAUUGGUUCUCGAAAGACUGUGCGGCUCACGUUAGCCACAUGGAGGGCAUUGCAUACUUGUUAAACACAAGCGCUCGUGAUGAGUGGACUUGUCAAGACGACAAUUUGCGCGUUUGCAUAAUCUAUCCUGCUGCCAUAGAAGCAAUUGUCAACCCCAAGAUUAAGGUUAGCCAAUGGUAUAAAUUCCGCGACACACCUGCCUUUGGCCCGCACCAACCUCUUCAUGAGCACCAUGGCCAGCCUGUUCAAUCGCUCACUCUAUCCGCCAUUCUCGAUUUCCCGAGGCUUUUAGAUGAGCCAGAGCGCAACCAGGGUACAAUUUUGGCAGAAUAUAUGCGCUUACGGUACGAAUACCCCGUUAUUUUGAAAAGAUUGAAUGCCUUACGUAACGCUAUGGAUUCAAUGGGCCCACGACGUAACCUGGUUGCAGCACAAGUUCAACUGGAGACAGCUUGCAUAUACAUGCUCUCUUACACGCUUAUUCUCAAUGCCUUUCUCGCGGCUCUCGAUCCGCUGAAUACUACAUUGCAUCAUGAAUCUAUAGAGCUUGCGAGCGAAGCUAUUCGAUUAUCAAAGGAGAGUGGGUCACACUUGCCUGCUAGGAUGGGAUUUGUCCCGUGGGCUCUCCUGGCAGCAUGGGCUACUGCCAGCGACGAGAAUGUUACUCGAACAGUCGUGCGUAUGAUCCAACAGCGCGACGUAUAUGAUGUAUACUAUGCGGAUCUAGCGUACAUUCGCAUGUUUCGUUCAUUGCAACAACGGAUUUUAAUGCUGAGGUUGAGUACAAUCAAGAGUCUCUGUUGUGCGGAAGAAUCAUCCACUACUAGGAAAGAGAAGAUCAGUCUUAAUUGGGGGCGCAACGGUCCUAGCUGACAGCUACAGUAGCUAGUGUUACAGACAGACAUCACACAGCCAACCUGUCUAGGCCGCCACCGGCGAUGGAUAACGUAAUUUACCAGUAAGUGGACCACUUCAGUAAGCGGCCCACCCAUAGCAGUUAGUAUCGCGAGUUUCAAGUAGUAUUAGAGCAAAUAAAUAUAAAUAAAAGUUCAAUUAAUUUAAAG
Messenger RNA from [Torrubiella] hemipterigena, 2605 nucleotides. The record is from the annotation of a GenBank genome assembly. Lineage: Eukaryota; Fungi; Ascomycota; Sordariomycetes; Hypocreales; Clavicipitaceae.